This is a messenger RNA of Wyeomyia smithii (pitcher-plant mosquito), 1734 nucleotides long. RefSeq lists its product as uncharacterized. NCBI's taxonomy places the organism in Eukaryota, Metazoa, Arthropoda, Insecta, Diptera, Culicidae. The record is from RefSeq and is a predicted model, not a curated record. The coding region runs from base 1 to 1734 and encodes 577 amino acids. The transcript has a single exon.
AUGGACGUUGCGACGUUUGGGGCGACUUGUUCCCCAUGCUCCGCCCAAUAUAUUAAAAAUUACAACGCACGGCGGUUCGAAAACACUUACCCGAGAGCGGCGUCUGCUAUAAUUGACAACCACUACGUUGAUGAUUUUUUGGACAGCGUUGAUACGGUGGACGAAGCAGUGCAACUGGUAGAAGAGGUGAAAAGUAUACAUGCAGCAGGUGGGUUUAAAAUCGGUAAAUUCUUGUCGAACGCUCCUGUAGUACUUUCUCGACUAGGAGAGUCUAACGCAAACCGCUCAAAACCGUUUAAGAUAGAUGGUCACGGAGAAUCGGAACGAGUUCUUGGGAUGACCUGGAUUCCAUCCGUUGAUGCGUUUACCUUCGACACGACUAUUAUGCCGGAAAUUCGAGAGCUAGUGGACACCAAAGUGGUGCCAACUAAGCGUCAAGUUCUUCGUACCGUCAUGAAGCUGUUUGCCCCACUUGGUCGGAUCGCACACUAUGUCAUACAGGAAAAAGUUCUGAUGCAGGAUGUUUGGAGAUCGGGAACUAACUGGGACGAGCCGAUAGCAGAACAUUUGCGAGAUCGGUGGUACCGUUGGAUUGAGCUACUUCAUCAGCUAAGCUCAGUGAGGGUUCCACGUUGCUUCUUUGGUGGUGCAGAUUCGACAGCUUCAAGUGACAUAGAACUGCACGUGCUAGUAGAUGCUAGUGAAAUUCCAUAUGCCUGUGUAGCAUAUCUUAGAAUUCGGAUGGGAAAUGAAAUAAAAACUGCAUUAGUAGCUGCUAAAACGAAAGCGGCUCCGCUAAAACCACUCUCAAUUCCCCGUCUAGAGCUUCAAGCAGCACAAAAUGUGUGCUCGGAUUUAUCUUUAAAUAUCCAACGCAGGUACCUGUGGUCCGACUCAUCAACUGUGCUCGCAUGGCUACGCUCUGAUAGCCGUCGUUAUCACCAGUUUGUGGCGUUCCAGGUAGCAGAGAUUUUCUCCCUUAGUUGUAUGGACGAGUGGCGACAUAUCCCGUCGAAGCUAAAUGUAGCAGAUGAAGCAACAAAAUGGGGUUCAGGCCCAUGUUUCGAUCCAAAUAGUCGGUGGUUUCAAGGUCCCUUUUUCCUACACGACAUGGAAGAGCGCUGGCCAGAGCCGCUCAAAAGCAGUACAGUGACGUCUGAAGAACUGCGAGCUGUACACCUACACAACGUCAAAAUAGUGGAACAGUUGUUUGAUCCAGAACGUUUCUCAAAAUGUUCGCGUAUGGUUCGAGCAAUGGCUUACGUACACCGCGCGGUAACAGUCUUCAAGAAAGGUCAACGGAUGACAGAGAUUCUACAAUGCGAGGAACUUCAGAAGGCGGAGAUGACCAUAACUCGUCAAGUACAAGCACAAACAUAUCCAGAUGAAAUAGCAAACCUGCGUACGGGUAACACUGUCGAAAAAUCUAGUAGCAUACGCAAACUAGUUCCUUUUAUCGAUGAGUAUGAAGUCGUUCGGAUUGGGAGUCGAACCGGAGCUGCUCCAACCAUCCCGUAUUCAGCUAGAUUUCCAGCAAUACUUCCCAGAAAAUAUCGUGUCACGGUUUUGCUAAUAGAUCACUAUCAUCGUGAAUUUCUUCAUGGGAAUAACGAGACAGUUCACAAUGAAAUUCGGCAACGCUACUUUAUUCCUCGUCUGCGAACUACUAUUCGGACUGUAGCCGGUCUGUGUCAGUACUGUAAGGUCAAAAAGACAGCUCCAAGUUCUCUGUAA